AUGGCCAGCGCGCGCAAGCUAGCCGCGACCAGCUCACAUCGCUUCAUGAAGAGCUCGUUCGUCCGUCAAACGCUUGGGGCGCUGCCUCAACCGGAAUGCCAAAUCGAGGAGCGCACCGUUACGGCGAGGAGCGGUAAAGCAGUGCCCUUCCGGGUAUACCGGCCGAUGCAGACAGCACCAGCGCAGAAACCGGUACUCGUGAUGGCGCACUCGGGCGGGUUUUGCAUGGGCGGCUUCGAAACCGAAGAAUUUACCUGCCGCCUCCUCUGUCGCAGCCAAGAUGUGAUUGUGGUCGACGUCGACUAUUCCCUGACACCCGAGGCACAGUUUCCCACUGCCGUCCACGAGUACUACGACGUCGUCAAGUGGGUGGCCCACAACGCCGCGACGCUCGGCGCAGACCUCUCCAAAGGUUUCAUCGCUGCCGGCGUCUCUGCGGGAGGCAAUCUCUCGGUGCACGCAGCUUACAUGGCCCGCGACGAAGGACUACAGCCGCCUCUCACGGGCACAUUGUUCGUCUGCACGGGCAUGCCGCACAUGUUGACGGAUGUGUCGGGCAAACGCAUCGACUUGUUCCCCGGCAAGCUGGUGUCGUGGCACGAUAACAAGGACGUCCCGAUUGGAACUCCGGCGACCAACGAUUUCUACGGUGAGCUCGCGGGCAUGCGCGCCGAUGACCCGUUGACGACGCCGUUCUUCUACAAGGAUCACUCCGGCCUGCCGCCCGUCUUCUACCAGUGCGCGGGUAUGGAUAUCUGGAGAGACAGCGCCAUUUACUACGCGCAUCUCCUGCAUCAGGCUGGCUCGCCCACUCGACUGAUCGUCUACCCCGGCCUGCCUCAUCUCUGGGCCUAUUUCUAUCCGGAGAUCUCGACCACGCAGAAAUGGGUGAAGGAUCUCGUCGCCGGCUUGGGUUGGUUGUUGUCGUUGCAGCCGAGUCCGCCCAAGUCCUCCUCUGGUGCGAAGCUAUGA
Messenger RNA from Cyphellophora europaea CBS 101466, 972 nucleotides. RefSeq lists its product as uncharacterized. The record is from RefSeq and is a predicted model, not a curated record. Gene Ontology annotation, molecular function: hydrolase activity. The coding region runs from base 1 to 972 and encodes 323 amino acids. The transcript has 4 exons. NCBI's taxonomy places the organism in Eukaryota, Fungi, Ascomycota, Eurotiomycetes, Chaetothyriales, Cyphellophoraceae.